AUGAAACUUCUCUUGAUUUUCGUGGUUUUGAUUGGAAUUUGCGUGGCAUGUGAUAAUUUUAUCAAAUAUACCAAUAUGUUCUGCAAAUAUGGAUCCGAGGAUAAACCAUGUGUUUCAUCUGAUGGUGAGUUGAAAAUCUUGGCCCUUGGAUCUAGAAUUUCAAAAUCAAACUGUGAAUAUUUCAAAUCAGCAGUUAAGGCGGACAUUUCUAGAGAAUCUGAAAAAGUUCAGAAUUUUUCAGAUUCAAAUUUAUUUUCAGCCUGACAUGAGUUCCCUUUUUCGUCUAUUUAUAAAUUCCGAAAACCAUGAAGAGUUCCAAUUUUUGCAGCCCGUGCAUUCAAAGCUGCUUGUUGCUCAAUGCCAGGAAAAUGCAGCUUUUCCGAAUUUCCAAAAGACAAUGUCUGCUGUUUCACUCAAGAAUGUUUGAAUCGCUGCUAUCCAGGAAAACGCUAUCAAUUGGGUACUGUAUAUUAA
Caenorhabditis angaria is the source of this 474-nucleotide messenger RNA. NCBI's taxonomy places the organism in Eukaryota, Metazoa, Nematoda, Chromadorea, Rhabditida, Rhabditidae. The record is from the annotation of a GenBank genome assembly.